AUAAAGAGGAAAGCGCGUCGUUUUGCCGACGUUUAAAACGUUUUGCUGAUCUCCUUACAUUGCUGACAGACUGGCAAACGAAACAGAAACGGUUAUAUUGUAGGAAUAUAUCUUGCCUCGUACCAUAGCGAUUUAUUUGAUCAAUGCCGAGCUGCAUGUUAAUUAUCAGCCAAUUUACCUGGUUAGCAAGAACGCUUGGCUUGGGUAAAUGAAUGUUUCUCUAGCGAUGCUUUAGUUAGCUCUAGCUGGAGCAUCUUGUCAGUAAGGACUAACUAACGCCAGUUACCCGUUCGCUUAACGUAAAUCAAUAAUGAAUGAUAGACUGUCUAGCUAGUUUUGUUGAAGAACAGGUUUGUUGUUCUUCUGCCAUGGUAGAUCAUUGUUUUCUGUUAUGCCGAAGGGGCGAAAAGUUUGCUAACUUUAACAUUUUUCUUUAUUUUCUGGAUUUGUUAUCUGGUAGAAUUAACAUUACCGAUAGCACACCGCUAAAUUGUGAAAUGACUCCUCAGGCUUACUUGACUGUCUUCCUAGAAAUCGUUGUGGGUGCUUUGUACGAUCAUGUCAUUAAUUUAUGAGUGUGCUUUUGUUACUGUAUUCACUUGUUAGCGAGCUAAUUCAAGCAGAACGUAAACCGGCAGCAGGCACAGGAUCGGUUGGUAUUAUGGCAUCCGGAAAGACCUGUCCAGAUUGUGGCUCAUCCAAUUUGGUGGACGACUCCUUAUACUCGCAGUGUCAGCUGGUGUGCGCAGACUGCGGGUCUGUGGUGUCUGAGGGCUUGCUUACCACAACUCGAAGCGAGGAAAUCCAGGGCACAGAUGUCAGAUACAGUGAAACCACAGUUGUAGUUAAACAGCCGUGCCGUAAUCAAAUUCAAGGUCUGAAGCGGGUGCGUGCGCUGUGUCGGAUCCUGCGGUUCCCCCGGGUCAUAGAGGAGACGGCGGAGAGCCUGUUCCAGCGAGCCUACGAGCACCCCGCUUUCCUCAAGGUGUCCCUCCAGAAGAAGGAGGUUCUCGGGGGCAGCUGCGUUCUGCUGAGCAGCCGGCAGCACAACUGGCCCGUUGCCAUGGGGACCAUCUACUCGCUGCUGGAGGCCAGUGAGCACGCCAUGGGCAUGGUGUACAAUGAGCUGGUGAAGAUCCUGAACGUGGAGGCCCCUUCCCACAGCAUCAUGGACCUGCUGCAGAGCCACUGCCACCAGUACAAGCUGAGCCCCGCGGAUGUGCCGGAGGUGUUCAGCGAGAGCGCGGCUCGGCUGGUGGAGCGCUCGGCUCAGCUGCUGGAGCUGGCGGCCGACACCUGGCUGGUGACGGGGCGGCACCCCGUGCACGUGCUGGCGGGCGUGGUCUACCUGGCCUGGCUCUCCCUGAAGCCCUGCAAGGCGCGGCUGGGCGUGCAGCUGGCCCGCUUCUGCAGGCUGGCCAAGGUGGGCCUGCCCGGCCGGGCGGCGCUGCGGGUGGGUGAGCUGAAGGAGGUCCUGUGCCAACUGGGCCGGGAGCUGCCCUGGCUGAGGGGCACGCCCGUGGAGCCGCGCACCGUCGCCACGGUGACCGCCGACAUCCUCGCGCACCGCGUCCUGCUGAUGAGGAAGGCCAUGCGGAGCUUCGAGCGCGAGCUGCAGCCAGACCCCGCCCCCGAGGGUCAAGCCUGCCCAGACCCCGCCCCCGAGGGUCAAGCCUGCCCAGACCCCGCCCCCGAGGGUCAAGCCUGCCCAGACCCCGCCCCCGAGGGUCAAGCCUGCCCAGACCCCGCCCCCGAGGGUCAAGCCUGCCCAGACCCCGCCCCCGAGGGUCAAGCCUGCCCAGACCCCGCCCCCGAGGGUCAAGCCUGCCCAGACCCCGUCCCCGAGCGCCAAGCCUGCCCAGACCCCGCCCCCGAGCGCCAAGCCUGCCCAGACCCCGCCCCCGAGCGCCAAGCCUGCCCAGACCCCGCCCCCGAGCGCCAAGCCUGCCCAGACCCCGCCCCCGAGCGCCAAGCCUGCCCAGAUCCCGCCCCCGAGCGCCAAGCCUGCCCAGACCCCGCCCCUGGGGAGAACGUCCCCAUUCCUGAUAGCAACUGGGCGAAAAGACACCUGUUUGUGCCCCCCUGUACCAGGAAACCCCGCAAAAAGAGGAGGGUGGAAGAGGUGGGCCCAGUGGUGACGGGGUACGAGGAGAUUUCGGACAGCGAGAUCGAGGGGUACCUGCGGACGCCGCAGGAAAUGGAGGAGUUUGCCGAGUUGCAGAGGAGACUGAUGUCUGCUGAUAAGUGACUCACGUGCAUCUCCUGGGAGAUGUCACACGCCCUGUUCAUACAGGUCAUGAUGCUCACCUGAGGGACAAUGACGGCAGGACUGUCCGGUUCCUGGCUUUUUCUUCAACUCUCUAGACCAGUGGUGAAAGCCCUGUUCCUGGGGAUCUAGCGUCCUGUAGGCUUUCACUCCAACCCUAACAAAGCACACCUCAUUCACAGCUAGUGAUCUUUGCAGAAACGGCCUGCAGUGUUCCAGUCUUCGACCAGUCGCGCUCUGUUCUGAAUAAGUCUGACUCAGAGACUUCUCUUCUCACUUUAAUUUGCUAACAUUUGCUGUUAAGGCACAUAAUUGUGUUCAGUUUGUUAAUUGAAGCUUGAUUUCCGACGUGUUUCUGCCUUGAAUUUCCCCCUUUACAUUAAAUUAUUGAUUUUCAGGGCAUUGCUAA
Molecule: messenger RNA, 2675 nt
Organism: Anguilla anguilla (European eel)
Lineage: Eukaryota; Metazoa; Chordata; Actinopteri; Anguilliformes; Anguillidae
Gene: brf2
Product: BRF2 RNA polymerase III transcription initiation factor subunit
Exons: 4
Coding region: 572-2248 (558 amino acids)
Biological process (GO): transcription initiation at RNA polymerase II promoter; transcription preinitiation complex assembly
Cellular component (GO): transcription preinitiation complex; nucleus
Molecular function (GO): TBP-class protein binding; RNA polymerase II general transcription initiation factor activity
Source: RefSeq, a predicted model, not a curated record